This is a messenger RNA of Peronospora farinosa, 1200 nucleotides long. NCBI's taxonomy places the organism in Eukaryota, Oomycota, Peronosporomycetes, Peronosporales, Peronosporaceae. The record is from the annotation of a GenBank genome assembly.
AUGGCCUGCUCGAUUAAGAAAGUAAAGCAUCUCUUCUGGUACAUGGUGCUAGUAACAGUUGUUGUGCUGAUAUGGAGUCCACAGACUAUGGUAAAGAUGAUGGUCGCUUCGCAGCAUGCACCGAAAAACACACGAGAGAAUCGACAAUUAAGGCCAAGCUCAUCUACAUCGGAGGAAGGUAACGGCGAUGACGAAGAAAGAGUGCGUGUUCCUGAUUUAAACCUCCCGGCUCUGCCCGAUAAUUUAUUAAACGUAUUGAAGAUUAAACCUGAAGUUGACGGGAAGCUGAUCCCUAAAGUUGGCGACAAUUUUAAGGCUACGAUUCCUGAAGUUGACGAGAACGUGAAAAGCCUGCUCAAGAGCACCCGUUUGCUCGAAUGGGUCAACUCUAUGGGACAUACGACUAAGGAGGAGUAUAUAGAUGCUGCCAUAGUGAAGCUUACAGAACUUGUAACUAAGAACGGGAAAGAGAUGGUGGCUAGCAUGUUAAAGGCCGCAAAGAAUGACCCAGCUACGAAACAAAUUGCCGCAAAUUUGGAAAGAAUUUUGGUGCUGAGUCACGAACUCAAUGAGGACGCUUUUAAAAUGUUAUCAGUUGGCCAGGCUGAUCUACGCGCAUUUUUGGCCAGUCCGUUACUCAAAAACUAUCUCGAGCUUCAUUUGCAGCUAACAGGCGAUUUUUCACUUGGGCCAUUGGUAACUAUGUUAUUGGAGCACUACAGUGACGCAGCGCUAGCGAAAAAGCUUCUUGAGGUGCAUUCAAAAGAUGCAGCGGCAGAAAUGGCAGAAGAGGUGUCGACUUACCAUACGGAUCAUUGGGAAAAUACAUCUAGUGGCGAGAUUCUCUUUGAACGUCUGGGGCUGAAAAAAGCAGGCAUCCAUAUGGUCGACAGCCCAGUGUGGGACACGUGGGCCAUGUAUAUGGCGAUGCGAAAGGGCAUAAAUAAGUUUGCAGAACCCGACCUUGCCGAAGUAGCUAUCCCAGUGCUGCGAAAGAACUUUCAUGACAAGGUUUUACUCGAUUGGUUUAAUGCUGCUAAAACUGACGCAGGGGUAACGCGUGCCGGAUUUUUAAAGACGGCGCUUGAUGAAGCAAGAACGGCGGAAGGCAAAGCACCGUUGACGAUAAGUAAGCGAAAGGGAAUUGACAACGAAUUACUAGUGCCGACGAAGCGCCAACGUAUCGACGAUGGUCAGUAG